Messenger RNA from Alternaria alternata, 1278 nucleotides. Its product is annotated as phosphoserine aminotransferase. Lineage: Eukaryota; Fungi; Ascomycota; Dothideomycetes; Pleosporales; Pleosporaceae. The record is from RefSeq and is a predicted model, not a curated record. Gene Ontology annotation, molecular function: O-phospho-L-serine:2-oxoglutarate transaminase activity; pyridoxal phosphate binding. Gene Ontology annotation, cellular component: cytoplasm. Bases 1 to 1278 code for a protein of 425 amino acids. Gene Ontology annotation, biological process: L-serine biosynthetic process. The transcript is spliced from 2 exons.
AUGGUCAACCGCUCUGACGUCAACUACUUUGGCGCUGGCCCUGCACCCUUGCCCACCGAGGUCCUCGAGAAGGCCUCGCAGGUGCUCCUGAACUACAAAGACAAGGGCAUCGGUCUUUGCGAGAUUUCUCAUCGUUCGCCAGAAGCCAACGAGAUUCUUGCAGACACCAAGAAGGCACUUGCUGACCUGCUCGAAAUCCCUGACGACUACGAGAUCCUCUUCCUCCAGAGCGGCGGUAGCGGCGAGUUCAGUGCGACCGUAUACAACCUUGUCUCGAUAUGGGUAGAGAAGAAGCGCGCAAAGAUUGCGGAAGAGGUGGGCGACAACAAGGAUGAGCUGAUGAAGAGGCUGCGCAAGGUCGUCGAUGAGGAGCUGAAGCUCGACUACCUCGUCACCGGCUCUUGGUCGCUCAAGGCAUCGCAAGAGGCAGCGCGUCUUGUAGGAGCGAAGCACGUCAACGUAGCCACCGACUCGCGCAAGGUCAAUGACGGCAAAUUUGGAAAAAUCGCCUCUGAAGACCAGUGGAGCCUCACACCACGUUCCAAGGGUGGGCCUGCCUUUGUAUACUUCUGCGACAACGAGACAGUAGACGGAGUCGAGUUCCCGUCUUUUCCUCAGAGCCUCGAGGGCGACGACGCGCCAUUGGUCUGUGCCGACAUGUCGUCAAACUUCAUCUCCCGGAAGGUCGACGUGCGCAAGUAUGCCAUCAUCUUCGGUGGCGCCCAAAAGAACAUUGGCAACACCGGCAUCGCGAUUGUCAUCAUGCGGAAGUCGCUUCUUCCGCCACACUCCACUCCAGCUUCGCCCGACCUCAUGAGAGAGCUCAACUUGUCUGUUGGCCCCAUUGUGCUAGACUAUCCCACCAUCGCGAAGAACAACUCACUCUACAACACACUGCCCAUCUUCGACGUCUGGGUGGCUGGCCAGGUCAUGUCUGGGCUAGUCAACUCCUACGGCACUAAGCGUAUCGGUGGUCAGGAGGAAGUCUCCAACGAAAAGGCCCGGCUCAUAUACGAGACACUUGAAAAGUACUCUAAUGUCUAUCAGGUCGUGCCCGACAAGACUGUACGUAGCAGGAUGAAUAUUUGCUUCCGUGUCUCUGGUGGAGAUGCGGACAAGGAGAAGGCUUUCCUUGCGGGUGCAGAGAAGAAGGGCCUGCUAGGCUUGAAAGGACACCGCAGCGUGGGUGGCAUUCGUGCCAGUAAUUACAAUGCUGUCUCGCUAGAUGGUACUAAGCUGCUUGUUGCGUACCUUGAAGAAUAUGCGAAGUCUGCCUGA